This is a messenger RNA of Cuscuta campestris, 3059 nucleotides long. The record is from the annotation of a GenBank genome assembly. NCBI's taxonomy places the organism in Eukaryota, Viridiplantae, Streptophyta, Magnoliopsida, Solanales, Convolvulaceae.
CAAGAACCCAAUUUCAAUUUGUUCAUACUCCGUAAUCUGCAAGAGCUCUUCCUUCUCGGAAUGCUAUAGUUAUUAGAAGAUGAAAAUAGGAACACCAAGGACACCCUUGUCAAAGAUUGGAAAGAGGACCCCUUUAAGGGCUGCCAUCAGUAAGACUCCUCCAUGUACUACUACUCCAGGUGAAUCAAAGGUUGGUGAGGAGAAGAUUCUUGUCACUGUUCGUGUGAGGCCGCUGAGCUCAAAGGAACAAGCGGUUUAUGAUCUUGUUGCCUGGGAUUUCCCCAAUGACCACACUAUUGUUUCAAAGAACUUGAGCCAUGAGCGCCAUUCGGGCUCAUACUCCUUUGAUUUCGUCUUUGGCCCAAUCUGCUCGACUCGAAAGGUGUAUGAAGAAGGGGCUAGAGAUGUUGCUCUUUCUGCUCUUAGUGGUAUCAAUGCAACUAUUUUUGCAUAUGGGCAGACGAGUAGCGGGAAGACAUUUACAAUGAGAGGAAUUACUGAAAAUGCUGUUAAGGACAUUUAUGAGCACAUCAAAAACACUACAGAUAGGGAAUUCGUCUUGAAAUUUUCUGCUUUGGAGAUCUACAAUGAGACCGUAGUAGACCUAUUGAACAAUGAACUUGGCACGCUUCGGUUAUUGGAUGAUCCUGAUAAAGGAACUAUAGUUGAGAAACUGACCGAAGAGAUGGUCGAGGAUGGCCAACAUCUGAGGCAUUUAAUUAAUAUUUGUGAAGCUCAAAGGCAAGUAGGAGAAACUGCUCUAAAUGAAAAGAGCUCGAGGUCACAUCAGAUAAUCAGGCUGACGAUUGAGAGCAGUACUAGAGAAAAAACUGGGCAUGUAAAAUCCCUCUUAGCAACCCUGAAUCUUGUGGAUCUCGCGGGAAGUGAGCGUGCAAAUGCAGAUGGUACUAGGCUGAAGGAAGGAAGCCACAUAAACAGAAGCUUGCUUACCUUGACCACUGUAAUAAGGAAGCUAAGUGGAGGAAGGAGGAGUGCACACAUCCCUUAUAGAGAUUCAAAGCUGACAAGGAUCUUGCAGGCCUCACUAGGGGGCAACGCUCGAACUGCAAUCAUAUGCACAAUGAGUCCGGCUUUAAGCCACGCGGAUCAAUCACGUAACACUCUCUCAUUCGCAACCAGUGCAAAAGAAGUCACUAAUAGUGCCCAAGUGAACAUGGUAGUUUCAGAGAAACAAUUAGUGAAAAAGUUGCAGAAAGAAGUUGCAAGGCUAGAAGCAGAGCUCCGAACUCCGGAUACCACUGCUUCUCCAAGCCUUAGAUCUUUACUCAUGGAAAAAGAAAUGAAAAUCCAGCAGAUGGAGGAAGAGAUGAAUGAACUGAAACGUCAAAGGGACAUUGCUCAAUCCCAGCUUGAAUGUGAAAGAAGAGCAAGAAAAGAGAUCAAAGGUUCAGGUGAUCACGGGCCUUCUCAUCAAGAAGUGGUUAGAUGCCUUUCAUUUUCCACUGAAAAUGAAAUUGAUCCUAAUGGGGCGCCCAUCACGAUAACACCAGCAGUAAGAAGAAGAAAGUUAGGCUGGAGAAGCACUUCGCUUGUUAGGCAAUCAGCCUGUUCUACAGACCCAUCAAUGCUGGUGAAUGAAAUCCGAAAGCUUGAAAUGAGGCAAAGGCAGCUUGGGGAAGAAGCAACUCAUGCACUUGAGUUACUCCACAAAGAGUUCGCUUCUCACAGAAUCGGCACCCACGCUGCCACAGAAAGCAUUGCGAAAUGCCUGUCAGAUAUAAAGGGCAUGCACGCGUUGAAUUCAGUUCCUGCAGAGGAAGUUGAAAUCAAAGACAAAGCCAGCCUUAAGGAAGAGAUUGCGCGGUUGAGAUCUCAAGAAAGUAGCAUUAAGUCUCUGGAAGUGAGGCUCGAGAAUGUCCAAAGAUCAAUAGACAAAUUGGUAGUUAUGCACCUUCCAAGUGAUGAAACCACAACUCCAGAGCUAAAGACUUCAUUCUCAUCAAGAAAGAAAAAGGGGCUUCCUUUUGCAGCACUGACCAAUACUGCCGCCAACAUGCCCAACCUCAUACGCUCUCCCUGUUCGCCUAUGGAUAAUGAAAUUGAAAACAAAGCACCACCUGAGAGUAACGACUCCUCCUCAAGGGAGGGCACCCCUUCUGGGGCUGCAGCAAAACAAUCAUCAAACUCAGUCAGCGUUAAGAAAAUGCAAAGGAUAUUUAAGAAAGCAGCUGAGGACAACAUUAGGGACAUUAAGGCCUAUGUCACUGAGCUAAAGGAACGUGUGGCUAAGCUCCAAUACCAAAAACAGCUCCUAGUUUGCCAGGUGCUGGAAUUGGAGGCAAAUGACGGUGCAUCAAAUGAUGGAUCCGAAUUUAUGACAGACGAACAAUCUCUUCCUCUUCCACCAGCAGUAUCAUGGCACUUGAUCUUUGAGGAGCAAAGAAAGCAACUCAUAAUGCUGUGGCACCUGUGCCACGUGUCGCUGGUCCACCGCACUCAAUUCUACCUGCUGUUUGGAGGGGAGGAAUCAGAUCAGAUAUACAUGGAGGUGGAGCUGAGGAGGCUGACAUGGCUGGAGCAGCACCUGGCAGAGCUGGGCAAUGCCAGCCCAGCGCUGUUGGGGGAUGACCCGGCAAGCUACGUGUCUUCAAGUGUGAGGGCACUGAGGCAGGAGAGGGAGUACCUCGCGAAGAGGGUGAAUACGAAACUGAGUGCUGAAGAGAGGGAGAGGCUUUAUGUGAAGUGGGACAUUCCAGCAGAUGGUGGUGGGAAGCAGAGCAGGAGGAGGAGAAUGCAGCUUGUGAACAAGCUGUGGUCUGAUCCGCUGAGCAUGGAGAACGUGCAAGAGAGUGCACAGAUUGUUGCCAAGCUAGUCGGGUUUUGGGAGACAGGAGAGCCUGUUUCCAAGGAGAUGUUUGAGCUCAAUUUUGUUUCCCCCUGUGACAAGAAAUCAUGGAUGGGUUGGAAUCUCAUAUCCAAUCUCUUACACUUGUAGCCAGCCAAACCUCCCUCUCCCUAGUCCCUUCCUCACCCUUGUUCUUUCUUUUUACACUUGCACAAAACCAUCACCACUGCAACAAUGAAUGAAUGAAUGAUUC